CAACAAAUACAAAAAUUAGGAAAAAUGUGCUUCAUUUAUUCCCAAAAAGAAAUCACACUAUUUUUGCUCCAAUUUAUGCAAGUGAUGCAACCCCCUCUCUCUCAAGACAAUCUUCAAGUUUCAUUCGUUCAAUGAUCUAAAAACACUCCAUUUCACACAGCUCAAUUCGCAAAACAUAACUGUGUCAGUCGGCAAUCAUGACUCUUGUGUCGAACAACAACAAUCGGGUCGAAUCAGAGGAUCUUGAUCAGUCAAAAUCAUUAAUUUCUAGGGCGAAUGAAUACGAACCCCAAAAGGGUUUUCAUCAGAGUAGUAAGAUGAUGAUGGGUUCUAAUGGAAAUGGUGGUAUGAAUGAUCGUGAUCGUGAUCAGGGUUUUGAUAAAGAAAUGAGGGAUUUGGCUGAAAUGUUGUCGAAAUUGAACCCUUUGGCUGAAGAAUUUGUGCCUCCGUCACUUGCUGCUGUUAAUAAGUUCACGGCGCCGUUAGUUGUGCAGCCUCCGUUCGGGUACUCUGUGGUUAAUGAGUUUGGGCUGCAGAGUAAUCAGAAUCAAAGCCCUUUUGGGAAUGUUAAUGGGGGUUCUGUUAGAAGGAAGAAGGGUGAGUUUGCUCAUCGGAAACGGAGGAUGAAUAAUCGAACUAACAUGGCACAGAGGGAGGAUGUGAUCAGGAGAACUGUUCAUGUGUCCGAUAUCGAUCAGCAGGUAACCGAAGAACAACUUGCUGGCCUCUUCAUCAAUUGUGGACAGGUUGUGGAUUGUCGUAUAUGUGGUGACCCGAAUUCCGUUCUUCGUUUUGCAUUCAUUGAGUUUACUGACGAGGAGGGUGCAAGGAAUGCGUUAAGUCUUGCUGGAACGAUGCUUGGGUACUAUCCAGUUAGGGUUCUUCCUUCAAAAACCGCAAUUGCGCCCGUAAAUCCGACUUUUUUGCCCCGAUCGGAAGAUGAAAGAGAAAUGUGUGCAAGAACUAUCUAUUGUACCAACAUUGACAAGAAGCAGGUUACGCAGGCAGAUGUGAAACUGUUUUUUGAAUCAUUUUGUGGAGAGGUUUACCGUUUGAGGUUGCUAGGAGACUAUAAUCAUUUAACUCGUAUCGCCUUUGUGGAGUUCGUGAUGGCUGAGAGUGCCAUUGCAGCACUAAACUGUAGUGGUGCGGUAUUGGGAUCAUUGCCCAUAAGGGUUAGCCCUUCUAAAACUCCGGUUCGACCACGUGCACCUCGCCCGAGCAUGCACUGAAUACACUUAUCCCAUCAAUCGCACCAUAUCUAUAACACGAGUACUGUUAUGUUUCUGGUGUUUGUCGGGUUCAGUACCUGUUUCAAAUGUAGAUUUAGGAUGCGAGUUUGAGGCUCGACUCUAGGUCUUCUCAGGUAUUGUUUUGUCACAAAGAAUCGAGACGGUUUCGAUGAUGUUUUUGUUAUGGAAAUUGUUGUUUUAUGUGUUUGUUGAUCAUGUUGAUCUUUGAAAGGGAGCAUAGUCAGCAUACGUUA
Molecule: messenger RNA, 1486 nt
Organism: Helianthus annuus (common sunflower)
Lineage: Eukaryota; Viridiplantae; Streptophyta; Magnoliopsida; Asterales; Asteraceae
Product: polyadenylate-binding protein-interacting protein 11
Exons: 11
Coding region: 198-1232 (344 amino acids)
Molecular function (GO): RNA binding
Source: RefSeq, a predicted model, not a curated record